This is a messenger RNA of Armigeres subalbatus, 1142 nucleotides long. RefSeq names its product protein BCCIP homolog. Gene Ontology annotation, cellular component: nucleus. NCBI's taxonomy places the organism in Eukaryota, Metazoa, Arthropoda, Insecta, Diptera, Culicidae. Bases 197 to 1099 code for a protein of 300 amino acids. The transcript is spliced from 3 exons. The record is from RefSeq and is a predicted model, not a curated record.
UUUGAGCUUUUGUCAACCGGUCAAAAGAGCGAUCCGACGCGCGUGUAAAAACAAAUUUGUAGCACGUUUCUUUUAUUUUAAUCUGUAAUAAACGUGGAAUUUAUUACCUUAGUCGUGUAUAGACUUCCGGGAAGAACUUUAUUUAUCAUUAUUGACUAUAACUAUAUUGAUUAUUGAAAAUAAAAAAAAACUAGAAAUGACCAGCAAGAAGGUAAAAGUUGAAUCACACGAAGAAGGUGACGCCGAACAGAUGGACGCGAAGAGUGAUAGCGAUGACUCCAGCGACGACGAGAAUCCCGACAUCUACAAGGGCGAUGAGGGUAUCACCGUGGAUUUUGAGGGACGCAAUCCAAUUGAUUCCGAUUUGGAUGGGAUCAAGCAGAUGCUGGGACAGCUCUUCGUGAAGGCACACAUUGACCUAAACGAGCUUUCCGGAUUGAUAAUCGGACAAAAUUACGUUGGAAGCGUUCUAAAGCAAGCCUACACGGAUGACGACGAUGAGGAAGAAGACGAGGAUAUGGAAGAUCCUUGUCAAAUUGUAUUCGGGGUGACAACGGCAAUCAAUCUUGCCAACAAGCAGGAUCAAACAUGCAUCAAGCAGCUCCAGAAAAUGGUAUUUGAGAAAGCGGAAAAAUAUGCUACGGAUUCGGUGCUCAAGUUGUUUCGCGAUGCCCUCCAAAGCGGAUCCAAAAGCACGGCCCUGUUGUUGAACGAGCGCUUCGUUAACAUUCCGGCCGCAGUUUGUGUGCCAAUGUUCGAGAACCUGAUGGUCGAGAUGGAUCGAGCCCGGGUGAAGGGAAUGCCAUACAAGUUCGACUAUUACCUAAUGUUCGUUAAGUACUACCAGAAGGCUGCCGCAGGUGUCAAACCGGCGGAGAUAUUGUACUCCAAUGAUGAGGAGGAGUACUUCAUCAAGGACAGCUUGGCGAGCUUCGACUAUUCGGUGCAGAAAGAAACCACGACGGCGCUGGCUGGAAAUUGGUUGGAAGAGGAUGAAGAGCUGCAGCCGUUCAGGAAAGUUUUGCUAAUCGAGGCCAACAAGUUACCGGAUAUUGUGGGCGCGGUAAAGAGUUUGAUUGCGGGUGCAAUCAAUAAUUGAAUUUAUAUUAGGCAGAAUUAUAUGCGUGAAUGAGAGAACUAAA